AUGACUCUAGACGAAACAGCGAAGGCAACCAGCAGAAACAUCCCUGAUGUGAUUGCCCAUCGUGGUUUUUCCGGCAAAUAUCCCGAAAAUACAAUCCAGUCGUACGAAAAAGCAGUCGAAGCUGGUACCACUGCACUUGAAGGCGAUAUACGCAUUAGUAAAGAUGGCGAAGUCAUCAUGAUGCAUGACUUGUCAUUGCAACGAACCACCACAGGCACCGGGGCCGUGAAUGACUGUCUUUGGCAUGGUUACAUUGACGGCUUGGUUACCAAAGCGGGACAACAGCCGAUUCCAAGGUUACAAGACGUAUUCAAUAUGCUGCUACGGAUACCCAACAAGAGCGUUUACAUGAUCAUCGAUAUCAAGUUUGAUAAUCCGCUGGAAAUUUUGGAUGCGGUGCAUUUGUUGGUUCACAGUUAUAAUCAAGAGGAUCGGGCGUUUUUGGAAAAACAAGUCGUCUUUGGCGUGUGGCAUCCGGAUUUUCUAAAACGGGCCAAAGAACUGUUCCCAGAGUAUGCACUAUGCUUCAUUGGCCUUUCACUGGAAGCGGCGCGGAAACACUUUCUCCACGAAGUCGAUCAAUUGAGUAUGCCGUUUGCGACGUUGGUCGAUGAGGACGGUCAAGCGUUCAUCAAGGAAGCCCAAGCCUUGGGGAAACGGGUGUAUUGCUGGACAAUCAACGACAUUGGCCAAAUGCAUAAUUGCGUGGUAUGGGGCGUCAAUGGCGUGGUAGGUGAUUUCAUCGACACCUUGGUACAACACGUACGUCAUGAUAUCGAAAAUAUGACCCCGGACAAUUUUGAUCACUACCUGAAAUCAUGCACUUACCUAUCCCACCGACGCCGACGAUGGUACUACUAUUUAUUGAAAAAGGGCAUGUACUGGGCCAGUUGGAAGUUUAUUGGCAUAUAA
Messenger RNA from Radiomyces spectabilis, 912 nucleotides. RefSeq names its product PLC-like phosphodiesterase. The coding region runs from base 1 to 912 and encodes 303 amino acids. Gene Ontology annotation, biological process: lipid metabolic process. NCBI's taxonomy places the organism in Eukaryota, Fungi, Mucoromycota, Mucoromycetes, Mucorales, Radiomycetaceae. The record is from RefSeq and is a predicted model, not a curated record. Gene Ontology annotation, molecular function: phosphoric diester hydrolase activity. The transcript has 4 exons.